CUUCCAGGGCUUGGCCACUCCCAGUAUCCAGAACCGCCCACCCCCCCGCCACCCCCAACUGAUUAGGAGGCAGGCAGGAGACUCUUUGCGGGGGCUGUGCUGGUGGGCGGUUUUCCCAGAACAAGGAGCAAAGCAGGACUGAGCUGGCGCCAGCUCCCUCAGAUAUGGACACUGCUGGCUGGUUGGCCAGCCUGCCCCAGCCAGCUUGAGCCAAGGGCUCCCUCAGACUCUGUGCUCCUGCCCUGGGGACUGCGGCACCACACCCCAGGCGUGGGGCGUGUUGCAGAGACAGGCCAGAGGGAGACAAGCCAUGCCCGGAGUGGGGCAGAACCUGGCGAGGGCCAAGCUGCGGUUGCUAGCAGGCGGCGGCGACGGGAAGAGGAGCCGCCUGAGCAGGACAAGGCAGGCCACAUGGGAAGAGAUGAGCUGGAGCAACCAAAGGCGGAGCAGAGCUGCCCCUGGCCCCAGCAGGGCCGGGCCCGAAAGCCUGGCCCGUGGCAGGAGUGAGGCCAGUCCUGAGAACGCCGCGCGCGAGCGGAGCCGCGUGAGGACCCUGCGCCAGGCCUUCCUGGCCCUGCAGGCUGCUCUGCCUGCUGUGCCGCCUGACACCAAGCUCUCCAAGUUGGACGUGCUGGUGCUGGCCACCAGCUACAUAGCCCACCUCACCCGCACGCUUGGCCACGAACUGCCUGGCCCCGCCCGGCCACCUUUCCUGCGUGGACUUCGCUACUUGCACCCUCUCAAGAAGUGGCCGAUGCGAUCUCGUCUCUAUGCCGGAGGCCUGGGCUCUGGUCUGGACUCCGCCACAGCCACCACCUCAGGCCAAAGAAUGAAGGAGGCAGAGGCUGGGCCCCGAGUCUCUGGAGACGCUGACGCUCUCCUUCCCACCAGGCCACCCUCAUCAGCUUUUGAUGACAAAUGACCCUCACAAUCACCCAUUUGUCCUAGACUGCAGCUCAAGCUUAGGGACCUGGAUGCUCCCCAGGCCCUGCCUGUCUUCUCUUGGACUCACCCAUCCAAUCUGACACGGGCUCCAACACGCAGACCAGGCAAAGCGGUGGGCACCUUUGUGAUACAGAGUCCUCAGGAGCUCCUGGGAGCAAAUCUUCAUCCCUGCACCCAGGGGCUGACACCCUGGUUGCUCUUCUGUGGCAGCUACAAGAGGAAAGGGUUUGAUAAGGUUGGAAGCUGGGUUAGGGCUCUGCCCCUUGCUUUUCUCCCCUAAGGUUCCAGCAAACAUUGCUGCACAGGUGCAGAGGUAGGGGCCUAGGGUAGCAGCCACCAUGGGUGCUGAUGGGAAAGGUAAAGGCCAGACAGGCCUCAGCAGCUGUGAGUGUGAACCGAGCUGGGUGGGGUCACAUAGGCAGAGGGGAGACUGAGAAAGGGAACAUGCUUUGUUACUGUGCCACAAGAUGCUUCCCCAAAGACAAGGAGGAAUUUAGGAUUCUUGUCUCUGCACUACAGUCUUCCCAGCUGCCCCUCAUCACCAUAUUUCCCUCUCUCUGGGUCCAGCAGUCCUCCACUCUUUUCUUGAAAUUAGUUAUAUUUACAGGUUAAGCCAUAAAGCUUACAUUGCUUACAUUCCAGCUUCCGGAGAAACUUUCAGAGAGUCCCAGCUGCCUAGUUUGAGAUGAUCUUAUGCUAGAGGCAGGUCGACCUGAACUGAACCAGACAGCACCUUAAGGCCUUGCAUAUAAAGGAUAUUGGUAGACCCUAUUACAUCCUUGAAGGACUAUAGAAGGAGAAUGUAUAUCUUUUUACAGGAGAUGAUAAUUAGUCUCUUCUUUCCAUUAUGUUAGAAACCUAACCUCCAGGAAAAACAAGAUAGGCCUGGGUUCUGUGGGUUCCUUGUAUGAUUUUAGCCUACAGCCUUACUGGCUCUGCAAUUAUUUCUACGAUUUGUCUACAAAUGAGCUCCUAGGGCCAGCUCCUUCCCACAGGCACAGGCCUCCCAGAUGCUCCCUAAGUCCUGCCAUGGGGUGCCAGAAACCUGAUAGAGUUUGGGUGGAAUCUGUCUAUGAAGAAAUAAUUUGAGGAUUAAUUAGGUAUAGAUUCUCUGCACCUACUGAAGUAAUUUUCCAGAUCAGAUUUAGCUUCAAACCAAGUACUUGAAGUCCAGACAGAUAAGAAACCAUCUUUUUGUUAAACUUCAGGGUCUCAGAGCAGAAGGGGAUGGGCCAGGCUGCCUACAGUCCCAACAGGGGUAGCCUUAGAGCCACCAUUGCUGUCAUGAAAAUAAAUGAGGUUCUGGGCAGGCUGUGAGUGCUGGGGGUCUGGUUCCUCCACAGGGGUGUCCAAGGAAGCAAGAAGAGGGGGCUAAGGGGGUGACUCAGCAAGCUGGGGUGGAGGCACAGAACGUCCCAGUCAUGGCUGCAUCCAUGGAUGUGGGAGAGCAGCUGGACUGUGGCUGGGAGCCAUGGGGAGAAGGCCUCAGCCAAGGCUGAACUCAUAAAUCUACCAAGUCUGUGCUGAGGGGCCUGGAGAGUUUGUGCAGAGCUGCUCUGGGCAGCUGGACGGGGCCAGGCAGGGGCAGAGACCAGGUGUGGGUGGCCAUGUGCACAGUGUUCUUCACAAGACCAUAAAAGUCCAGCUGGAAUGUUCUAUUUUUAAAGCCAAAUAACAGUGUAUUCCGGGAUGAGUUCAAUGGUGGUAGGAAGAGGAGCAGAUAAUUUCCUCCCGAGCUGGUGGCACACUAUCUUUUUCUACAGCUGGAACUGGGAAAUCUGGCUUUGGGUAUGCACUGGGGAUUCCCCAUAGCAUGGGACUUCUCCGGAUAACCGAGGAGACUUUGAUUUGGAGCCUGCCCCACCCCACCCUCAGACUGCAGCCUUUUUCUAGCCUUUUAAUAUAGACCCCACAGGGCUGGCCACUUUAUGCCAGUAGAGGAGACAAGGGGGGCAAAAGUAGAAUGAAGCUGGUAGAGAGCUGGGGAAGGACAAGUACCAUGAUUAUGAGUUUCUACAGCUGCCUCAGGCUCUGCCCAGGCAAAGCUAUUUCCUUAGUGCCCAGGACAGGCCUGUGGGGUCCAGAACCUGUGAUCCUCAGCCAGAAAACACCCCUAACAGUCAGGCCAGGGAGCAAAGGGUUGAGAGAAGGCAGGUAGAGCCAAACAAAGGCAGAGGAAAUGUCAGGUUGGAGACUUGUAGCCACAAAUGAACCAGAACCAGGAGUAAUCCCCCUUCGCCUUCGCAGCAGAGGAAGAAAAACACCUGCUCACUGGGAGAUUUUUUAUUCUCACCAGGGCUAGGGGACAUGGGGUGGAUGAGAGCAUUUGGACACAACUGAGAUUCAUGUUCAAAGACUGCUUUUGUUUCCUGGGAAUAGGGGCUCCAAAAGGGUACAGGAGCACAGAUGACAAAAUGACACUAAGGUGCCUUCUGAUGAGCAGCUGGAUUGAAGGCAGAGGCUUAGAUGGGCUGUGGGAGGAGCAGUACUGCGAAAGGAACAUCUAAGUGAUAAGGUGGAGACUGCAGAUUUAGCAAAUUGGGAACUAGAGUAAUCAGAAAUAGAAGAUCUAGCCUUCUCCGGAAAUUUCUUUUUUUACUCCUCUACCUAGGAUGUCAGAUGGCAUUGCCCUCUCUCUUCUGUGGCACCAGCCCUAAACCCAGGUCCCCUGCAAGCCUGGUAUUCUAGAUCAGAGGUUGGGAAGCUGUGACCAGUGGGCCAAAUCCAGCACUCCCACCCUCACUAUUUUUGAAAAUAAAUUUUUAUCGGAAUACAGUUGCACCCAUUUGUUACAUAUCACCUAUGGCUGCUUUCCUGAUACCACAGCUGAAUAGAAUAGCUGCAACAGACUGUAAAGCCUUUACAGAAAGUUUGCUCUAGAUCAGAAGUAUUCAAAGUGUGGUCUCAGAUGCAACUCGAGAUCAAAAAAGUAAAUGAUCUGAUUUAAAAGUGGGCAGAGGACCUAGUUAGACAUUUUCCAAAGAAGACAUUCAGAGGGCCAACAGACGCAUGAAAAGAUGCUCAACGUCACUAUUCAUCAGAGAAAUGCAAAUUAAAACCACAAUGAGGUAUCACCUCACACCAGUCAGAAUGGUUAGUAUCAAAAAGACAAGAAAUAACAAGUGUUGGGGAGGAUGUGGAGGAAAAGGAGACCUCCUACAUUGUUGUUGGUGUACAAUGUAAUUUGGUACAGCCACUAUGGAAAACAGUAUGAAAUUUCCUCAAAAAAAAAAUUAAAAAACAGAAAUACCAUAUCAUCUAGCAAUUCCACUUCUGGGUAUUUACC
Messenger RNA from Manis javanica (Malayan pangolin), 4231 nucleotides. It is a transcript of the gene TCF23, whose product is annotated as transcription factor 23. Lineage: Eukaryota; Metazoa; Chordata; Mammalia; Pholidota; Manidae. The record is from RefSeq and is a predicted model, not a curated record. Gene Ontology annotation, biological process: developmental process; regulation of transcription by RNA polymerase II. Gene Ontology annotation, molecular function: RNA polymerase II transcription regulatory region sequence-specific DNA binding; DNA-binding transcription factor activity, RNA polymerase II-specific; protein dimerization activity.